AGACGGGGUAGGAUGGGGGCGGGUGGUGGUUUGCGGGAGGCACCACGGGUCAUGUGACCGGAAGGGCUCCUGACGGACGCGGUCCCUCCUCGGCGCGGCCUGAGCGCCCGGCCCGACCCCGGCCAUGGGGUGCUGCUACAGCAGCGAGAACGAGGACUCGGACCAGAACCGAGAUGAGGAGAAGCCACUGCUGCCUAACAGCCCUCCCACCAAAGCUCUCAAUGGAGCUGAGCCCAACUACCACAGCCUGCCUUCUGCUCGCACAGAUGAGCAGGCCCUGCUCUCCUCCAUCCUUGCUAAGACAGCCAGCAACAUCAUUGACGUGUCUGCUGCAGACUCGCAGGGCAUGGAACAGCAUGAGUACAUGGACCGGGCAAGGCAGUACAGCACCCGCUUGGCAGGGCUGAGUAGCAAGCUGACCCACUGGAAGAAGCUGCCACCGCUGCCAUCUCUCACCAGCCAGCCCCACCAAGUGCUGGCCAGCGAGCCCGUCCCCUUCUCCGACUUGCAGCAGGUCUCUAGGAUAGCUGCCUAUGCCUACAGUGCACUUUCUCAGAUCCGUGUGGACGCAAAAGAGGAGCUGGUUGUACAGUUUGGGAUCCCGUGAAGAGAUGGGUCCGUGGAAAACUCUUCUCUUCUCUUCACCCUGUCUUCACCUUGCCUCCCCGGCCCCUAGCCUCACUGCGGCUUACACAGUACCCUAACCUGCUACUAAUCACAGAAGAAUGUGGAGAAGGAGGAGAAGAGCAAGGCUAGAGGCCUGAGCCAGUGAGGAUGGAGCAAGGGAGGGUAGAACCAUUCAGGACUGGCCUUCGCAGCCCUGGCCAGGGGUGAGGUGGAGGCCAGGAGGACAGGACCUGGUAGGUCUCCACAGUCAUUGGGAAGGUGGAACUACCACUGCGGGGUGAUCACCAAAGGACCUGGGGGAUCCCCUUCUGACCCUUUCUCUUGGCCUCAGAUUCACUCCUGUCCCUCUCCCUGACUUGGUGCUCACAUGCACCUCUGUAGGGUCUGUGACCAGGGUCUGGAUGAGCUUGAAUUUGAAUGAAUUGCGUUUGUAUUUCUAGCACCCUGGGUUUUUACAUGUUUGGUCUUUUUUCUUUUUGUUUUGGUUUGUCACCCUCGAUAAAGGAAACUUAUUCAUCCGUG
Molecule: messenger RNA, 1149 nt
Organism: Tupaia belangeri chinensis (Chinese tree shrew)
Lineage: Eukaryota; Metazoa; Chordata; Mammalia; Scandentia; Tupaiidae
Gene: LAMTOR1
Product: late endosomal/lysosomal adaptor, MAPK and MTOR activator 1
Exons: 5
Coding region: 125-607 (160 amino acids)
Biological process (GO): lysosome organization; cellular response to amino acid stimulus; positive regulation of MAPK cascade
Cellular component (GO): late endosome membrane; Ragulator complex; lysosomal membrane
Molecular function (GO): guanyl-nucleotide exchange factor activity; molecular adaptor activity
Source: RefSeq, a predicted model, not a curated record